AUGGGAGACGAAGUCUGGGUCAGCAGUGUCUUAACUGAUCUAACACCAGCAACAUCACCAGCAUCUCUGCUCUCUCACCACCUGCACCAUCAGCAUCUCUGCUCUCUCACCACCUGCACCAUCAGCAUCUCUGCUCUCUCACCACCAGCAUCUCUGCUCUCUCACCACCUGCACCAUCAGCAUCUCUGCUCUCUCACCACCUGCACCAUCAGCAUCUCUGCUCUCUCACCACCAGCAUCUCGGCUCUCUCACCACCAGCAUCACCAGUAUCUCUGCUCUCUCACCACCUGCAUCACCAGCAUCUCUGUUCUCUCACCACCAGCAUCACCAGCAUCUCUACUCUCUCACCACCUGCACAACCAGCAUCUCUGCUCUCUCACCACCAGCAUCACCAGCAUCACUGCUCUCUCACCACCUGCAUCACCAGCAUCUCUGCUCUCCCACCACCAGCAUCACCAGCAUCUCUGUUCUCUCACCACCAGCUUCACCAGUAUCUCUGCUCUCUCACCACCUGUAUCACCAGCAUCUCUGCUUUCUCACCACUUGCAUCACCAGCAUCUCUGCUCUCUCACCACCUGCACAACCAGCAUCUCUGUUCUCUCACCACCAGCAUCACCAGCAUCUCUGUUCUCUCACCACCAGCAUCACCAGCAUCUCUGCUCUCUCACCACCUGCACAACCAGCAUCUCUGUUCUCUCACCACCAGCAUCACCAGCAUCUCUGCUUUCUCACCACCAGCAUCACCAGCAUCUCUGCUCUCUCACCACCAGCAUCACCAGCAUCUCUGCUCUCUCACCACCAGCAUCACCAGCAUCUCUGCUCUCUCACCACCAGCAUCACCAGCAUCUCUGCUGUCUCAGCAGUCCUUUUCCAGGUGACUGUCUACUGUCUAACUACCAUUACCACCAGCGUCAUUGCUGUCUAACUACCACCAUCAGCAUCACCACUGCUUCACUAUCAGCGUCACUGCUGCUUCACCAGAUGAUAUUUGAUGCCCUACUACCCCCCACUACCACCACUACUAGCACUCUCGCUACUACCACUAUUACUAGCACCAUGAGAGCCAGCUGCGUCGUCCUACUCUGUGUGCUGACGGUCGUCUCCACAGCCCCGGUUCCCCAGAACGACCUUACAAGAGCCGGUCGUUUACUCUGGCCAGCGUAUAUCAGUACUACUGCUGCCCCAGCCGUGCCCACUACCUGGUGCCCUGUAGCUUUCCUUUGUUUUAGAACCACUGUUAAACCUUCUUUUGGGAAGUAAUGGUUACAUUCAAUGUAAAGUCGGUAAGUGUUGCUUCACUGCCAAGCCGAGUCACUACUGACUCACUGUUGUCUUGUCAGGUGAGUGAAUAACCAAGGCAAGACCCUGUAAUGUUGCCAGGGCUAGAUACGGCGCAAACUGUAAGCAGCCCUAUAUUUCCCAAACAAAACGAAAAACUGGGAAUAAAGGACUUGAUACGGUAUACACUCUCAGUGGCCCUAUAUUUCCCAAACAAAACGAAAAACUGGGAAUAAAGGACUUAAUACGGUGUACACUGUCAGUGGCCCUAUACUUCCCAAACAAGAAGA
Messenger RNA from Cherax quadricarinatus, 1568 nucleotides. The record is from RefSeq and is a predicted model, not a curated record. Lineage: Eukaryota; Metazoa; Arthropoda; Malacostraca; Decapoda; Parastacidae.